CGAAGUGAAUUGGCAGAGGCGAUAGCCGUUAUUUGUUAUUCUAAUUUUUUUAUUGUUAUUUAUGAUUUAUUAGUUUGUUGAUACUAUCAAUAUUUGAUGAUUCAAUUUGUAUAAUGGAUAAAGUAUCGAUUGAAUUUUAUAAAAAUGUAUCCUUGCUCACAAAAUUUGUUGCACCUCACGAUGAUUUUAAAAAACAUUUCAAAGAGGGGAUGUUUGAUAAACCAAAUACUUCAGGAUUUAUACAUGUGUCUUACUAUUUAUUGAAUGUUUAUUACAAGGACAAGUCCAAAGUGCAAUGGCCUGUAAUUUGUAAACAGACUGAAAAUAAGUUUCGUAAUGACGUUAGGGAAAGCUUAAUGACAAUUUCAAGCGAAAAUGAAGAUAUUAAUUUUCCUCCAAUUUUCGCCUCUCAUUUAUUGUUGGCUAGAGGCACCAAGUUUUUGUUAAUUAUGUGGAAAUUUUCUUUAGUUGUGCUUCGCACAUAUUUGAAAAACAAAUACCAUUGUACCCUCAUGAAUAAUCCAAAAUCAGGUCCAUGUUUAGACUUGACAAAAGAUUUUUUGAUAAGUAUUAUAAAAGAUAAUUAUAAAGUAGUUUUUGAUAUUCGUGAAAAGAAAGAAAAUCUACAAAAAGAAGCUAUAUAUUUUCUUAAGGAACAAAGUGAAAUACAAAAUCUUUUGAAAACUAAGAUUCUAAACAUAAGAGAGGGAUUGAAACAAGUUAUUAAUGAUGCACCAGUUAAUGCAACUGGUAAGGAGAGUCUAUCAAAUGUAGAAGUUGAUAAAAUUAUUAAUAUGUGGAUAAUAUUUAUCAAUAAUACUUUGAAACCAUUGGAAAUAGAAGUAAAAUCACUGAUAGAUGAUUAUAAAUUAUUAAAAUCAAUAAUAAGCAUAGUUUCGGUUAUCAAAGGUGAUGUGACAGUAUUAAAUGCUAAAAAUCUUGAUCCAAUCAAUGUAGAUCCAAUGUAUCAACUUGUACCACCCGAGAUGCAGGUUCUUCCCUAUAGCUUGUACAAUAGAGAAGCUUUGAAUCUCAAAAACUUUUUCACACUUUAUGCUUUUUUAUUACAAAAGUUUAAAGCUAGUCAUGAAAAAAAUAACAUUGAUAAGUUUUCUAUGUGUAAAAUUCAAUUGGAAACAAGUAAUAAGGAUUUAAAAACUGCAAUUAAUCAAUUUCAUAGUGUAUUAGAAGAAAUUAAUAAUUGUCAUUUGAGCAAUGUCAAAAAAGUCGAUGCAUUUAAUGACACUUAUAAAAUUAUUUCAAAUGUUCUUGAAUUUGACAAAGUGCUAUUCAUGUCUUCUCCAUCUAUACAUAUAAGCAGUGCUGAAGGAGGAUCAAAUUUCAAUCAUCAUGAUUUGCAACUUACUCCUGUUGAAGGUGUACACAAAGAAUUAUUUUCAAGACACAUUUCCAGUCAUGAGAGUGCGUUGACUGCAAAAAAACCAAUUCAUGUGCAACGAAUCAAUUUUGAUGAUUCCACUACCUUUGAGUUACCCAAGUUGGAUCAUAGUACAACUAUUGACAAACAAUCUUUGUUUAGAAACAGAUCAUCAUUAAAAAAUGCAGACAAGUAUUCCAAAAUAUUUUCAAGCAGAAGUCGAAAACAUGACAACAAAGCCGAUAAAAGUAUAAUGAAUAUGAUGCUGCCACUUCUGGCUAGGCAACAAAAUAUUUCUCUAGCAGAUUCUUGUAAUUCAAGUCAAGAAAUUUCACAAAAUUCUUUUUUAAUGAAUCCCAACUUGAGUUCUGUGCAUGAGUCGUCGUUAAAAGCAGAAGAAAAGGAAACUCAAAAUAGUCAGAAGCGGCGCUCGAUCAGCGAUUUAGUCGAGAGAUACAAAAGAAUUUUGCAAGAACGUGAAAGUAAAUGAUAAAAUUUUAAUUAAAUAAAGUU
This is a messenger RNA of Phymastichus coffea, 1891 nucleotides long. Its product is annotated as HAUS augmin-like complex subunit 6. Gene Ontology annotation, molecular function: microtubule binding. The record is from RefSeq and is a predicted model, not a curated record. The transcript has 8 exons. Gene Ontology annotation, cellular component: mitotic spindle microtubule; HAUS complex. Gene Ontology annotation, biological process: spindle assembly. Bases 114 to 1868 code for a protein of 584 amino acids. Lineage: Eukaryota; Metazoa; Arthropoda; Insecta; Hymenoptera; Eulophidae.